UACAUAUAAAAAGAGUUCCAAAAGAAAAGCGUUCUGCCGUGUGUUACAAACAAUGGAGAAACAGGCUAAGCCCAGAAACAAGAUCCUCAAGUUCUUGCCCAAGGCGGCUUCAUCUGUGAGUGUCAGCUUUCAAAACCAUCCGUUCAGCCAGGCGAAGCAUAAAGCCUUUGCAGGGAAAGGAUUCUCCGGUCCUAUCGUUUCGAUGAUUCCGGCCGAAGCUCGAAGGAAACCCAAGGCUGAAACCUUCGAAACUCAAGAACCAACUUCACCCAAAGUUUCAUGCAUGGGACAGAUCAAGCACAAGAAGAGUAUUAAGAAAGGUAAGCGCGUUUUGCCUCCUAAACAUAAAGCUUCGACGAAUCCCGUCUCUGAAUCUUCUUCUUCUGGGGAAGUAAAGAAGCAUGAGUCCAAGUUUAGGCGGUUUUUCAGCAUGCCGAAACCGAAAAAGAAACCUGAGAAUGCACCGAAAUUGGCUGAUACAGCGCCCUCUCUGGGGCAAAUGAGGCGGUUUGCAAGUGGGCGUGAUGCUUUUGCUAGUUUCGACUGGACGACUCAGAUUGCACCUGUGGAAGCUGAUUGUCGUAGGGAUUAUUACUCCGAUGAUGAAGAAGAGAGAAGAGAUAGUGAUUUUGAACAGGAAGACGUUAUCAUUCCUUUCUCAGCACCAAUCACGGUUGGUGGCGGUGGUGGUGGUAGUGGGGCGACUUUGCAGCCAAGGAAAGAAAUUAAUAUAUGGAAAAGAAGAACCAUGAACCCACCUAGACCCCUUAAAUUGAAUCCCACAGCCACCACAGAAUGAUCUUUUAAUAUAUUCUUUCGUUUUUGAUCCCUUUUGCCCUCCUUGUUCUUUCUUAUUGUUUCUUAUAUACAGAGUACUGCGGAUAUAGAUUGAUAAAACAUGGCGAAAUCUGUAACAUAAUUGAAUCUGAUGAUUCCUGGUUUCUGUAUAGAUAAAAUAUAAAAUAUCGCUUGAGCACUGCUUCUUCUUCCU
Hibiscus syriacus is the source of this 991-nucleotide messenger RNA. RefSeq lists its product as uncharacterized. The transcript has a single exon. The coding region runs from base 53 to 799 and encodes 248 amino acids. Lineage: Eukaryota; Viridiplantae; Streptophyta; Magnoliopsida; Malvales; Malvaceae. The record is from RefSeq and is a predicted model, not a curated record.